UGCCAACUACGACCGCACGACCUAACUGAUGAGCUCCUGCAGUCCGCCGCCGCCCCGCGCGCUCCCGACCCCCCGCCGUCCUGCGCGCUCCGCCCGCCGUGCUGCUGCCGCCUGCUGGCUACCGCCACCGCGGUGCUGUCCGCCCUGGGCUGAGGUCUCUACACAGUCCCGGAUUCCACCGCCGGCCGCCGGGCCCUGCCUCCGCUGCGCCCAGCCGCCCACAAAUCCGCGUCGCCGUCCUACUCCCGGGCCGUCGCGCUGCACUCGAGCUUACUCUUCAGAAGAGAUGGGAGAUAGAGAAAGGCGAAUGGUGUUUGUCACAGUAGGGACGACAUGUUUUGAUGCUCUUGUCAAAGUGGUAGAUUCCGAGGAAGUCAAACAAGCACUACUGCAGAAAGGUUACACAGACCUUAGGAUUCAAAUGGGCCGAGGAACAUACACGCCAUCCAAGGCCUCGGGGAAUUCAAAUCUUCAAGUUGAGCAUUUCACCUUUUUACCAAGCAUAGCUGACAACAUACGAGAAGCAUCCUUAGUCAUCAGUCAUGCAGGUUCUGGCAGCAUAUUUGAGACGCUGCGAUUGGGCAAGCCUCUUAUCGUCGUUGUGAAUGAAGAUCUGAUGGACAAUCACCAAAGCGAGCUAGCAGAGGAACUGGCCGAGAGGAAUCACCUUUUGUGUGCCCAUCCACAAACGCUGCGAGAGACUGUCGAGGCGAUGGAUCUGAAUGCGCUCCAGCCUUACGUGCCAGGAGAGGCGAAGCCAGUUGUGGCACUGAUCAACCAAUUUCUUGGUUUCCCCGUCGAUUGAUAGUACACGUUUUCUCUUCAUGUAGAUGAAGUUUAACAAAACACUGAAAUGAAGUUAUUACAGAUCCAAAGUGCAGAGUUUAGAUACUUCACCCUGUUUGGAACUGAAAGACUUUUUUUUUGUUGUUGUUGGUCUAA
Triticum dicoccoides is the source of this 942-nucleotide messenger RNA. Its product is annotated as UDP-N-acetylglucosamine transferase subunit ALG13 homolog. The record is from RefSeq and is a predicted model, not a curated record. Gene Ontology annotation, molecular function: hexosyltransferase activity. NCBI's taxonomy places the organism in Eukaryota, Viridiplantae, Streptophyta, Magnoliopsida, Poales, Poaceae. Gene Ontology annotation, biological process: dolichol-linked oligosaccharide biosynthetic process. Gene Ontology annotation, cellular component: UDP-N-acetylglucosamine transferase complex. The coding region runs from base 29 to 805 and encodes 258 amino acids. The transcript has 4 exons.